AUGUCACAACCACUGCUGCCUCUCGCUCCACGCACCGUGACCCAGAGCAGUGAGGAAGUCUCCAGGCGCAAGCAGCCAAAAAGUCGCAAUGGCUGUGUCACCUGCAAGGCCAGACGCAUGAAAUGCGAUGAGUCGAAGCCAACAUGUCAGCAAUGCAGCCGCCGUGGGGUCCCCUGCGGUGGCUAUCCGAAGUAUCUCAGGUGGAAGUCAGUCGGUCCGAGCAAAGAUAAUGGCCUACCUCGACUGCCAAAGGUCCACAUACUACCAGCUGAGGACCAACUCGGCCUUGAACCCCUGGAGAGCGGUACUUCGACUUCGCAUUACGUCUGUUCAGCACCAUCACACGAGCGAUCCGAACGGGGGUCUAGAAAAAUUGUCAGGUCUUCUCCUGAUGACACUGCAGAUACGCAGCGGUCAUUCAACGAGACUACUGUUGUCGAGCGGAGAGAAUCGAUCCCAGAUGGCGAUGGCGAUGGCGAUGGUCACAAUAUCGGCGGCGAAUGCAGAGUCCCAUUUCCAAAAGCUCAACAGCCACUGAGUUUGCCACCUCUGAUUGAGGCCGGUCGUCUUCUCUCGACACUAGGGACGGACAGGAGUCCAUACCAAUCGUCACCAUUCAGCAUUUCCGCACUGCAGGGCAAUAGCGAAAGCCUAGGGUUCGACGACAGCGACUGGAAUAUGUAUGGGCUUGAAGAUCUGUUUCGAGGCACCGAAGUAGCAUGGGAGCCAGGCACUGGUCUCAUGGCUCUGGAGCAGCACGAGCCCGAGCUCGGCAACGAGACAGCUCUUAUAUCGCUCGUGGCGCCGUCCGAAGGCGUUGUGUCCACCCAGGAGACACAGGCUGGGUCUGUGACCCGAGAAACGAUCCAGCAGUUGUUUGAAAACCGAACAUGCGGUAUUCUCUCUAUAAAAGAAGACCAGACCAGGAACCCAUGGCGGACUUUGGUCUGGCCACUCGCUACCCACUGUCCUGCACUCUACCAUGCACUUGCCGCAAUGGCUUGUCUACACAUGUGCAAGCUCCAGCCCCAGUUCCGGCUCCCAGGAUUACAGCAUUUUGAGCACAGCAUGAGAUCGUUGAGUGGCGACGGCAACAUGCAGGUGGAGACAAUUGUCGCCACAAGGUUGGCGCUGGCGCUCGCCGCAUCCUGGGAUCGUGAGAAGUCGUCAACCGUCAUCGACCAUACCAAUGCCGCGAGAAUAUUGAUUCGGCAAGCCAGCUACAAGGAGCGGAUAUCAGAGCUGCGACCCACCGAACUGAGUCGUUUGAGCUUCUUUGCCAACACUUGCCUAUAUAUGGAUGUCAUCGCGCGUCUGACAUGCACCGAUCCCCAAAGCUCUCACGAUAGCGAGUUCAUGGCAGCUUGCAGUAUGCUAAGCAGCUCCAUCCCAAGCAAACAACAGCUUGACCCACUCAUGGGCUGCGCAAUCACACUAUUCCCGCUGAUCGGCCGCUUAGCAGAACUUGUUGGACGCGUUCGAAAGCGGACCGAGAGGCGCAAUUCUCCAGCCAUCGUAUCCAAAGCCAUCGAGUUGAGAAUGGCGAUAGAGGGAUGGGUCCCACUGAUAACCUCGCAGGGGCCGGUGGGACUCAACACCAGUCUCGCGGAUUCGAUCCAGACGGCUGAAGCGUACCGAUGGGCGUCCCUUCUUCUUCUGCGACAAGCUGUACCUGAGCUUCCGUGGGCACAUUCGCUCUGGGAGCUGGCAUCGAAAAGCCUAGUCUUUCUCGCUACAAUUCCACUUUCGUCCCGCACCACAAUCGUGCAGACUUUCCCUCUGAUGUUAGCUGGAUGCGAGGCUACCGAGGACGAUGAUCGAGACUGGGUGCGCGAGCGCUGGAGUCUCAUGUCCAAAUGCAUGAUUACUGGGAUUGUCGACCGGUGCAAAGAGAUCACUAGCGAGGUCUGGCGUCGGCGGGAUGAGUAUGAAAUACGCCAUGGACUGCGUUCGAGGUCCCACUACAAUUCACCCUCAAUAGGAGAACGCAGUCCUCUCAAGGCUGGCCAGACGCCCGACACCAGUGCCCUGGAGCCUGGCCUACAGGAAACAAAAUGUGCUGGCUCGGAUGCAUCACCGUGCGCGGAACACCUGGAUUUCCCGGACAGUGCCGCCUUCAAGAAGGGCAUAGACCCAGUGACGAGAGCAGGACACUUGCACUACACCGUGAAAGGCCAACUGCACUGCUUCGGGGUCAUGAGUGAUUGGGAUUGGCAUGGUAAGCUUCCUCUCGACUCUUCGCGACGAGGCGAUCUAGGCACAUUUGCUUAUGCUAAUUGCGUACCCUAG
Cladophialophora carrionii CBS 160.54 is the source of this 2289-nucleotide messenger RNA. RefSeq lists its product as uncharacterized. Gene Ontology annotation, molecular function: zinc ion binding; DNA-binding transcription factor activity, RNA polymerase II-specific; transcription cis-regulatory region binding. The record is from RefSeq and is a predicted model, not a curated record. Gene Ontology annotation, cellular component: nucleus. Bases 1 to 2289 code for a protein of 762 amino acids. NCBI's taxonomy places the organism in Eukaryota, Fungi, Ascomycota, Eurotiomycetes, Chaetothyriales, Herpotrichiellaceae. The transcript has a single exon. Gene Ontology annotation, biological process: positive regulation of transcription by RNA polymerase II.